AUGUGGUUCUCGAAGCGCAAUCAGCGUGACAACGUUGCCUACGUGGGCCUUUCCACGUCGCUGCCCUGUGAAGAGGCCGACACGUCGUGGGACGGCCACGAAGUAAGGCCAAAGAACGGGUUUGGGGCCCAGUGCGGCCGCCUCUGGAUCAUUGGGCUGUCUGUAUAUUCCCUGUUCAUGACAAUCCUGGUGUUGGUGACAGCCGAGGUCAACCUUUGGCUCGCGACGCCUCUCGGGAGCGAUCCGAACGGCUUUGUCCCGGCUACGGUGGGUGCGCCGCCUCGAUGGAGGACGUUUGUGCGCAACGAAAGCAACCCGUACCACAUACCGGAUGACGUGUUUGCGGACGAGAUCAGGACAAGAGAGACCAUCGAGAGGCUAGUACAGACGCACUGGCCUCUAACCAAGAGAGAGACAGCUUCGGCGGUCCGCAUCAACGGCCGCCAUGCCCGCUGGGUCCAUGACGACGGCAGCGUAUCCAGCUUGCAGGCAACGUUCACGCCGCCCAGCAUGGGCCAAGACCAAGUUUACUUCAUACGGGGUCUGUACCAGAUGCGCUGCAUAAUUGUCUUACUGGAAGCCUACGGGACCAGCAUCCACCAUCCGACAAAUACCACAGACGCCACAUCCAACAUGAACGCCAACGGGGGCAAGGAAAAAGAAGACGAGGAAGACAAAGACGUCUGGCGCUGGCCGCCCGAGCACGUGGCCUACUGCCUCAACGUCUUGGCGGACGCUGUGCACUGCACUGCGGACGCGACGCCGCUCUCCUUCGUCAGCGGCUUCGGGUCCGGACACCUGACGGACGGCCAGCAGGCGUGGUGCCGGGACUGGGAUGCCCUGCGCGCGUGGGCUGCGGACGGCGAGCGCGGCCUGGACACGGCCCGAGGAGGCGCCGCGCUCAAGGGGGCGUUUGGCAGGUUGUGGCGGACUGUUUUGCCUUGA
Colletotrichum higginsianum IMI 349063 is the source of this 945-nucleotide messenger RNA. RefSeq names its product Thioesterase. Bases 1 to 945 code for a protein of 314 amino acids. Gene Ontology annotation, biological process: mycotoxin biosynthetic process. The record is from RefSeq and is a predicted model, not a curated record. The transcript has 3 exons. NCBI's taxonomy places the organism in Eukaryota, Fungi, Ascomycota, Sordariomycetes, Glomerellales, Glomerellaceae.